AAACAAGAAGUUAAAGUAUACAGGUAGGUCAUCCAGGAAGGAGAGGUUUGGUUAAAGAAAAACUAGGGACAACUUGGAAGACAGGAGCUCUAUUGGACACACAUUAUGCGCAGGAGAACUCGUUGGGAAAGAUGUACGUGAGCUAUCUUUUGGAUAAGGACAGCAGCAUGUACUCCAAUUCUGUUAGACACCCCAGCCUGAAUUUGAACCCACAGAAUUUUGUACCGCCGCCUCCGCAGUAUUCGGAUUUUGCCGGCUAUCACCACGUAUCUGGAAUAAACAAUGACCCACACCACGGCCAAACGACGGGCACCUGGAGCCCCGCUUAUGCACCUGCAAGGGAGGACUGGCCCACUUACGCACCCGGGACAGGGCCUUCAACUUCAAACCCGGGCCAGAUUACAUUUAGCCCCCCAGAUUAUAAUCCAGUGCAGCCCCCAGGCCCGGGGAUACUGCCUUCCCCCCUCAAUUCUUCAGUCGGUCAACUGUCUCCAACAUCAUCACAAAGAAGAAACCCUUACGAAUGGAUGAGACGGAGUGCCCCGCCAACAACUAUGGGAGGAGAACACUAUGAGAUCGAAGACUUUGAUGUCCGUUCCCUCACAGCACCGAUAGACAAAUCUCGAAAACUUUGCAAACAUGAAGGAUUCCCGAUUCCUGCAGCAGCUUUUCUCUACGGAGGAAAAACCAGAACAAAAGACAAAUACCGGGUGGUGUACACAGAUCACCAGAGACUGGAGCUGGAGAAAGAAUUCCACUAUAGCCGGUACAUCACCAUCAGACGCAAAGCAGAGCUUGCAGCAGCACUUGGUCUUUCAGAACGACAGGUAAAAAUCUGGUUUCAAAACCGACGUGCCAAGGAGAGGAAGAUGAAUAAGAAGAAAAUGCAACAAUCUCAGCAGGCAUCUACUACCACCCCCACUCCUCCUGGCGUGGGGUCAACAGGCAAUGUUGCCAUGGUGAGCAGCAGCAGUGGCCUGGUCUCCCCAUCCAUACCAAUGACUGUUAAAGAGGAAUACCUGUCCUAACGACUGCAAGAAUGAGCGACACACAACCAACAAAUGACCAACAACACAAAUUCAUGCCUGAAAUCACACUGAUCCCAGGAUACAACUUCAGCAUGAAGAACUUUUUUUUAAAAGAAUAUUCUUCUAUAGCUUGCUGUGCUUUUGUAAAAAAAAUAUAUAUAGAAAAAAGAAAAAUAUAUAUGACUGUCUAUAUGACUGGUAAAUGUGAGCCUCUUUGACCUGCUUUGCUUUCCAAUGCCAUACCUAAACAGCUUAUAACCAAAGAGAUAUUAUGUAAAUGAAGAUGAUUUGAUAUUCAAUUUUGAGAUGUGUAUAUGGUUUAAAUAAUUUGUAUUAAAAUCUUUAUGUUAUGCUGCUUAAUAAUGUUAUUAUUUGUGAUAAUGGGAAAGGGGGUCUAUGGAGCUGAAUAUGUCACUGAAAAUAAAGCACAAAGACUUUGUCCUGAAUAUGAUCUCACUGUUCACAAUUUUUAAGAAGUUUAUUGUUUCAUUGUUCUUCUAGACUAUCAAAGACAAAAGGUAUUUCUUGAUUUCUGAUGCUUCAAAUAUACAGUUUAUAUCAGAAUUCACAACUUAAAUCAAGAGAUGAGGUGAAACAAACUCAAUGAUCACUUAAAAUUAAUCACAUAAAUGAGAUUAAACCGGGGACAAGAGGACAUUGAGAACCUGCCAAGUAAAAUGAACAAGAUCUAUUUUGACAACUUGAACUGUGCAUGCUCAGAACAAAGUACCAUGAUACAAUAUUAUAGUGGAUACUUAAUGAUACUUCAGAAACGGGUUUGAUGAGAUUCUUGGGUCAAUCAGUUACCAAGAGAAACUUAUACAAUCAAUUCUAAAUGGCAUAAGAUGCAUUUUGUAAAAAUGUGAAUACGUGUGUUAGAUGUGUUUAUCCUGAAUUAUUUGAUCAUUACAACGUGAUGCUGCAGUACUACAUAAGUACAGUCUGAAGCUUGUAUUUACAUGGUUUAAAGUCAGUGCAACCAAAAAUGUGCAAUAUUUUUUUUAAAGAUUCAUAGACAAGGUGUGAUUGUCAGCUGAACUGACAGUUAUUGAACAUAGGCCCACGUGUAUACAUCUUAAUAAAUGAUUUUGAAUGAAUGCA
This is a messenger RNA of Lepisosteus oculatus (spotted gar), 2129 nucleotides long. It is a transcript of the gene cdx1b, whose product is annotated as caudal type homeobox 1 b. NCBI's taxonomy places the organism in Eukaryota, Metazoa, Chordata, Actinopteri, Semionotiformes, Lepisosteidae. Gene Ontology annotation, molecular function: DNA-binding transcription factor activity, RNA polymerase II-specific; RNA polymerase II transcription regulatory region sequence-specific DNA binding. The record is from RefSeq and is a predicted model, not a curated record. Gene Ontology annotation, biological process: anterior/posterior axis specification; cell differentiation; embryo development. Gene Ontology annotation, cellular component: nucleus.